AUGGACUUCAUGCACCGUCACCUGGCUGCAGCCGCCUUGGUCUGCACCUUAUACUUCCCUUUCUACUGUGGGACGAUUCUCCCCAAGUUCAGAGGGGAGCGCUACAUGGACGGUGCUCUGAGCAACAACUUGCCCUUUGUGGACUCCCCCUCCACCAUCACCGUGCCACCCUUCCACGGGACAGUGGACAUCUGCCCCCAGAGCAGCGGCCAGCAUAUGCAUGAGCUGAACGCCUUCAAUGCCACCUUCCAGAUCUGCACCAAGAACCUCUUCCUGGGGGUCACCUCCCUCAUACCCUCCAGCCCCGAGGUAGGGGCCGACAACUGCAGACAAGGCUACCUGGACGCCCUGAGGUUCCUGGAGAGACGCAGACUCACCAAGGAGCCAGUGCUGUGGACGUUGGUAUCUAAGGAGCCCCCAGCCCCAACUGAUGGGACCCGGGAUGCUGACUGUGACAGAGGACAGAAGGCGGGCCUGUCUCUCUACCGGGCAGUGCCCAAUGUGCUGGUCAGGGAUGUGCUCGACUCUGAGCAACUCUCCCCGGAGCUGGAGGCAGCGCUGAAGAAAGCCUGUCUGAGGGACCCCCGCACCUGGGCUUCCUUCUGCCAGGCGGGCCCUGGGUGGGCGCUAACUUACCUGCUGCUGCCUUGCACGCUGCCCUUUGAGGAUGUCUACUUCCGGAGCAGAAGGGUGGUGGCGUGGCUGCCCGACAUGCCGGCCGACCUGCGGUGGAUGCGGGGCUUGCUGAGGAACUUGGCCCUCAAAGUCUAUUCCAGGACGAAGGACCAGCUCCUCGGGCUGGGCAGGACCUGGCCAAGGAGCCCAGACCUGCCCAUCAGGGCUGAGGAGACCAAGUUGGACCAGCCCAGUGACUGGCCUCUCCUGAAUUCCAUCGUGGCCCUGGUCCUGUGCCUACAUCUGCCCCGAGUCCAUGAGUCCUGA
This is a messenger RNA of Lipotes vexillifer (Yangtze River dolphin), 942 nucleotides long. It is a transcript of the gene PNPLA5, whose product is annotated as patatin like domain 5, triacylglycerol lipase. Gene Ontology annotation, molecular function: triacylglycerol lipase activity. Gene Ontology annotation, cellular component: lipid droplet; membrane; cytoplasm. Gene Ontology annotation, biological process: triglyceride catabolic process; lipid homeostasis. The record is from RefSeq and is a predicted model, not a curated record. NCBI's taxonomy places the organism in Eukaryota, Metazoa, Chordata, Mammalia, Artiodactyla, Lipotidae.